UGACUGAUAAGGUUAAAACUUAUAACAGACUACAUUGACUGAAGUUUCAAGUUUCGUAUUGACCAGAACACCACCCACAAGUUACACUCGCGCGUGGAAACUAAUCGUCUCUCUCCCAACCAUAUUACAUCCAACUCAGCAUGCAUACACAAUGAAGUUGAAGCUUCGAACAAUGGAACCAGAUGCACAAAAUCCGAUUCACCAACUCUAUUCACAACAAGCGUUUACAGCAGGAUAUCCGAACGGUGGAGAUACGAUGAUGAUACGACGACGUUUUGAAAUGAGAGAGUCGAUUCGACGAGAGCUUGAAAAGGAACGGAUUAGAGAGGAGAUAAUUGCAGAGGAAAUGGCGCGAAAGCGGCUUUUGGAAGCUGAGGUGCGGAGUGAGUUGAUGAUGGAGCGCCAAAUGGCUAUGAGGCGAGGUGGAGGAGGAUUCGAGGCGCCGUUGUUUAUGCGGCAGAGACACGGGGACGUCGUGUUUGAGCAGAGGCGGUUGAUUGGAGAUGAGAGGGGGGUUUUGGUGAAACCGAUUCAGGUGUUAGGGGAUUCUCCUAAGAUUAAAGCGGAGGAGAAUGACGACAAGGAGGUUAUUGUGUUGGGUAAAACCAAUGACGAGACUCUAUCUGGAACAAAGAGGAAAUCAACACCACCAGUUUCUGAAGGUUCAAGCCAGCCUGGUCCGCGUGGAUCAGGCAGGUCAAGGAAGAAAGUCAAAGAGGAAUGGAGUUGUGCAAUAUGUCAGGUAAGUACCACAAGUGAACGCGCUUUAAUCCAACAUGUUCAAGGAAAAAAACACCAGGUUAAAGAGGCAGCUUUGGUAGCUCAAAAAACCGGUUCCAACUUUGGUCUUGGGGUUGCACCCAAGAUACCCCUCAUCAAGCCUGUGCAGCUUGCUUUAACAACCAUCACUACGAGCUCCUCUGACACAAACAAACCAUCAAGCUCAUCUGACCCGAACGAGGUGAACAAGAAAGAUGUUCUGAAUGGUAAGAACAAAGAUAAAUUUAAGUUUUGGUGUGAAAUAUGUCAAGUAGGAGCCUUCUCUGAGGCAGUGAUGAAUGAUCAUAAAGAAGGAAAGAAGCAUUCGACUCGCCUCGCUGACUUUUAUAGAAAGGGUAAAGUUGACUCGGAAGCUUCUGCAACUGAAAACACUUGCGAAACCAAGGGCAAAACUGAAACGAAAUCAAACCUGGAAGUGGUCAUUGCAACGGUAAACACUACCACGAAAACAGGUUAAUUCUAGUAUCAUCUGCCUUGGUGGUUAUCCUGAGUUAAUAAUACAUUCUAGUGCGAUAAUGUGGCGUCAACAUUUUCAGCCAAAAGCCUUCAAAUUUUCAAGUUAUAUGAUGAAGGAUUAAAUAUGUGAACAUUUUAUUUAUGUUAUGACAAUUGGAAAGACAGUUAAUUUGUGAAUGUUAUGACAAUUGGAAAGA
Molecule: messenger RNA, 1433 nt
Organism: Helianthus annuus (common sunflower)
Lineage: Eukaryota; Viridiplantae; Streptophyta; Magnoliopsida; Asterales; Asteraceae
Exons: 4
Coding region: 152-1237 (361 amino acids)
Molecular function (GO): zinc ion binding; nucleic acid binding
Source: RefSeq, a predicted model, not a curated record